UUUGCUCCGGAGCCAGCGUCUCGGACUCGGCCGAGGAGGAUCCGACCCACAGUCACUGUACGCGUCGCCGCAAUUAAGUUUUUGCUGCGACGAAUGGGGUGACUAAACGCUUGAUGAGGGGGAGUUCCAUUGUGGCUCUCUGGGUAGGGCUGGUUGCGUCUCCUGGGAACAGUUACGCUACAUGUCGUGCUGUGCUCCCAAUACCCAAUACUCGACGGCAGGUACGCGGCCCUUUCGUUUUAGUCAAUGGGGGGGCAACAGGUGCGGGAAUUUGUGUUCAAAGUGUGCGGGAGAUUGACUGUCGAUGUCUCCCGCGGCAGAUAGAUAGGUGGACACCACUUCCACAGCUGGACACCCGCAAAUUCAAGCCUGGCAUUUAGCCCCCUGAAAUGGUUCUCUGUCUCGAGUGCGCAUGCAACCACUUGUUUGAAUCUCUAAAACUAGUGAACUAUGUACAGAGCUACUGCGUAUGCAUGAGAGAGCUCAGUAGAGAAACUGACCGACACGUGAUUAUGAUGCAAGU
Molecule: messenger RNA, 523 nt
Organism: Phialemonium atrogriseum
Lineage: Eukaryota; Fungi; Ascomycota; Sordariomycetes; Cephalothecales; Cephalothecaceae
Exons: 1
Coding region: 114-380 (88 amino acids)
Source: RefSeq, a predicted model, not a curated record